AUGUCUACAAAGAUAUUCACUGAUAUGCGAUGGCAUAAAGACCAACGAGCCACAACUGAUACCAUUAUGAGGCAUCCUGCAGACUUUGAGUCUUGGAAGACAUUUGAUAAAGACCAUAGUUGGUUUGCUAGUGACGCUCGUAAUGUUAGGCUCGGUUUGGCCAGUGACGGUUUCAAUCCCUUCAACAAUUUAGCAAAACCUUAUAGCAUUUGGCUAGUUAUUAUAGUGCCGUAUAACUUGCCUCCUUGGUCAUGCAUGAAAGACCAAUUCUUCAUGACAUCCCUACUUAUUCCUAGUCCUAAAUCACCAGGUAAUGACAUUGACGUUUACUUGCAGCCAUUGUUUGAUGAAUUGGUUGAACUUUGGGAGCAUGGGGUGCCUACAUAUGAUGCCUCCACUAAGGCAACGUUUACGUUGCAUGCUGCCUUGAUGUGGACAAUCAAUGAUAUCCCUGCAUACGGUAAUCUCUCUGGCUUUUCAACUAAAAGAAAAUUGGCAUGUCCUUCUUGUAAUGCCAAUACAGAGUCAAAUUGGUUGAAGUUUGGGAGGAAACAGUGUUAUAUGGGACACCGUCGAUUCUUACCGCCAGACCACAUAUGGAGAUCGAGGAAAGGGUUGUUCAAUGGUAAAGAAGAUCACCAUAUUCCACCAAGGGUGUUAUCUGGAUCAGACGUUGUCAGUCAACUACAUAUGCUUAGGGAUGUGCAAUUUGGUAAAUCCCGUAGGAAGAGAAAACGCACUUCGGAAGAGUUGAAUUGGACAAAGAUUAGCAUAUUCUUCAAGUUACCUUAUUGGUCAACCCUUUUGAUUUGGCAUAAUUUGGAUGUUAUGCAUAUUGAAAAGAACAUUUGUGAUAACAUCUUCAGUACUUUAAUGAACAUUCCUGGCAAAACCAAAGAUAACAUCAACGCACGACGUGACCUGGAGAUUUUGGGUAUGCGGAAGGAAUUACAUUUGAGGCGUGCAGAGGUUAAGUUGCCUGAUGGGUUUGCUUCCAAUAUUGCCCGUUGUGUUUCCGUACGUGAUUGCAAAAUAUCCGGGUUUAAAAGGCAUGAUUGUCAUGUUGUCUUGCAAUGCCUACUUCCUAUCAUUCAAAGUGAUAUUGUCAUCAUCCUAUGUAAGUUGGAGAUGAUAUUCCCUCCAUCCAUUUUUGAUGUCAUGGUCCACCUAGCUAUUCAUUUACCUCGUGAGGCAAUUCUUGAGGGUCCAGUGCAAUAUAGAUGGAUGUAUCCAUUUGAGAGAUAUCUCGGCAAAUUCAAACAGUAUGUCAAGAAUAAAACACAACCAGAAGGUUCAAUAGCUGAAGCAUAUAUUCAUAUCGAAUGCUUGGCCUUUUUCUCAAUGUACCUCCAAGAUGUUGAGACGAAGUUGAACCGAGUUGAUCGCAACAUUGAUGGCGGAGGAGAGGACACCAUAGAUGGUUUCUCAAUUUUCAAUCAACAUGUUCGUCCAUUGGGUAUAUCAUCUAAUGUGGAAUUAGAUGAUAAACUCCUUAGCUCAGCUCGAUGUGAGCACUACGAGAAGUGUAAGUUGCAUAUGCCAAAUUCUGUUGAUCGCCAGCACAAGAAUGAGUUUUCAACUUGGUUCAAGAAACGUGUUCAAGACCAACGUAUAGUCAACCUGCAAGAUGUUUCCACAGAUCUAUAUACAUUAGCUUGCGGUCCUGACCUUUGGGUUGCAACAUAUUCUGCUUGCAUUAUAAAUGGCAAAAGGUUCCAUUCAAAACAAAGUGAACCAUGGCGAUGGACACAAAAUUCUGGUGUUGUUGUAACGAGUGAAAAUUUGCCUAAUAAUAUAGACUUCUAUGGUGUUAUAAAUGAAAUCUUGGAGUUAUGCUAUAUGGGAGGGCGUCACGUUUACUUGUUCAGUUGUGAUUGGUUUGAAGUCGGUGAUUAA
Carya illinoinensis is the source of this 1896-nucleotide messenger RNA. RefSeq lists its product as uncharacterized. The transcript is spliced from 5 exons. The record is from RefSeq and is a predicted model, not a curated record. NCBI's taxonomy places the organism in Eukaryota, Viridiplantae, Streptophyta, Magnoliopsida, Fagales, Juglandaceae. Bases 1 to 1896 code for a protein of 631 amino acids.